Molecule: messenger RNA, 564 nt
Organism: Dracunculus medinensis (Guinea worm)
Lineage: Eukaryota; Metazoa; Nematoda; Chromadorea; Rhabditida; Dracunculidae
Source: the annotation of a GenBank genome assembly
AUGGGAGAUUUAAACACCAUUUCUGAAGGCGUUAUUUCUAAUAGUAAUACACACUUGCCACCGACUAGUCCUAAACCUGAUGGCUCGACUACAAAUCGUUUUCUUAUCGUUAAUAAUGCUACUGAUGCCCUUCAACAAUCAACUUUUACAAUCUUACCGAAUCAUUUGGCUUGUCCAUAUGAUUUUUAUCUUGGAUCCGGUGCGAAUCUAAAUCGACCUAGUAUCGAACAAUACUUACCUCUUCCUUAUCAAAAUCUUAUUCAGCCCAAUAAUUUUCGUCCUGUUCUUCCUGCUGCUGAUAAUACCAGCCAAAAUCGUGACCUUAGUACUUUGGAUUCACGCAAUACAAUCGAUUCUUCACAUAUUAUAAAACAGCCAACGACUCCAUCUAAUGCUGUUUCUACUGCCGCAAUUUCUCAAGCUCCAUUGUUAUCCGAUUCUCCAAUCUAUUGUUCAAACAAUUCGAAUGCGAUUAAUAAUUUUGUUGCUGGAUCGAGCAUCAGUGGAAAUGGGGCAAGAAUUAACCCACUUACUGUCUCAUCAUUGCUAAGGUUUAAUUACUAA